Molecule: messenger RNA, 732 nt
Organism: Colletotrichum spaethianum
Lineage: Eukaryota; Fungi; Ascomycota; Sordariomycetes; Glomerellales; Glomerellaceae
Exons: 4
Coding region: 1-732 (243 amino acids)
Source: RefSeq, a predicted model, not a curated record
AUGGUGGAGGGGAAUCUCCCUGGGGAGAGCAAUGCGCUCAUGGUUCAGGUGCCAGCCAUUGUCUUCUUUAUCCUGACGCCCAUGUUUGUGGGCAUUCGGUUUUGGUCACGGAUUAAGAUGAGGUCUGGUUUGGGAUGGGAUGACUGGACAAUUUUGUUCUCAUUCUUCUGCUGCCUGACUGUAUCAGUCCUGAUGAUGAUCUCUUGCGAGUAUGGUUUCGGCCAGCAUAUCAAGAACCUGUCGAAGCCAAACAAGUUGAUGACACUCAAGCUCUUUUAUGUGGCUCAAAUCUUCUAUAAGAUCACUAUCAACCUUACGAAAGCCUCUAUCCUGCUCCUCUACCUACGCAUCUUCGUACAGCAGUACUUCAGAGUUCUGUGCUAUAUCCUCCUCACCAUAAUUCUGUCAUACAUGGUGGCCACAUCGGCGUCAUCUAUCUGGCAGUGUACUCCCAUACCUCGCGCAUGGGACAAGUCUAUCCCCGGCACUUGCAUCAGCUUGACGAUGAACUGGUACGCCAAUGCUGGAUUCUCCAUUGCCACCGAUAUCCUCAUCAUGGCACUGCCCAGCAUGUGCUGUGGAAGUCGAAACUUCCCGUCAACCAGAAGAGGGCGCUCAUGGUUGUCUUUGCUCUGGGCCGCAACAGUUGACAUUGCCUCUACCCUCUGGACCCUCGUCGAAGACAAUGUUGCCAUCAUCUGUGCCUGCCUACCCAUGUGCCGUCUCCCCUGA